Molecule: messenger RNA, 819 nt
Organism: Arabidopsis arenosa
Lineage: Eukaryota; Viridiplantae; Streptophyta; Magnoliopsida; Brassicales; Brassicaceae
Source: the annotation of a GenBank genome assembly
UAGCUUUCUUCACUCACAAUAAUCAUUUCUUUUAAUUGAAUGAAACAAACAAGACAUUCAAAUAGACCAAAAGCUCCACAGAGAUAGAGAGAGAGAGAGAGAAAGAGAGCUUUUCUUCAGAGAAGAAUACAUGGGUGGCUCUACAAGCAAGCAGGAGAGAAACAGUAGUAAGAGACGCAUCAAGGUGAAAUCAAAUGAACAACAGAGAAGGAGAGAAACAAGAAGAGAGCUUGAUGAGAAAGAGAGAGUGAUUUUGGCUCUGAAGAUGGCAGAGACAGAGUGGAGAAAGGAGAGGAAGAGACUGAGAGAGGAAGUGAAAAGUCUGAGACAGAAGAUGGAAGAGAAAGAAGAAGCAAAAGCGAAACAACACGAGUGGGAAUGGGUUGUGGAACAGAUGUGUCUAGAGAGAGCCGUGAGGGAAGAAGCUGUGGAGAGGUGGAAACAGCUUUAUUUUGCUAUCAAGAAUGAGCUUGAUGACCUCAUCCACACAACAUAUGGAGAGGCACUGAGACAGAAACCUCAAGAAGAAAUAGUGCAAGAACUCAGGAAGGAAGUUAAAGUUAGGGGAGAAACUAUUGAGACACUCAAGGGAAGAAUAGCUUUGAUGGAGAAACAACAAAAUGGGAAGGAAAGAGAGAUUGACUUACUGAGACAGAGUCUGCGAAUCCUCGGUAGUAGCAGCGGGAGGAACAAAGCACCGUCAUCUACUACCAGAAGCCUGCCAGUAUUCAAAACAAAAUUCAUCGGGUGUAAAUAACAGUUUUAGUCAUAGCAAAUUACUUUCCCACAGGGAUUGCUUAAUAAAGUAAGCUUCAAGAC